CUCAACGCAACAUAAAGGAAAACAAGAGAGGAAGAAGAUGGAAGAGAUUCAGCAUAAGAUGAUGAGUGUCAAUGGCAUAACAAUGCAUGUAGCAGAAAAAGGAGAAGGGCCAGUUAUCCUUUUCCUCCAUGGCUUCCCUGAACUAUGGUACUCUUGGCGCCGCCAGAUCCUUGCUUUAAGCUCCUUGGGAUUCCAUGCUGUUGCCCCGGAUCUCCGAGGCUACGGUGACACUGAAGCCCCGGAUGCCAUCAGCGCCUACAACUGCCUGCAUGUUGUUGGUGACCUGGUUGCACUCUUGGACGCUAUUGGUGCAGAACAGGUGUUUCUGGUGGGACAUGACUGGGGUGCCAUGAUAGGGUGGUACUUGUGCUUGUUCAGGCCAGAAAGAAUCAAGGCGUUUGCGUGCCUAAGUGUUCCAUUUCGGGCAAGAAAUCCGAUCAUGAAGCCAUUGGAGACCAUGAGAACGUUGUUUGGAGAUGACUACUAUAUUUGCAGAUUUCAGGAACCUGGGAAGAUUGAAGCAGCAAUUGCUCAUUUUGGAACCAAAGAAGUGCUCAAGAAAAUUUUCUCAGAUCGAACUCCAGGACCUCCCUGUUUGCCUAAAGAAAAUGAAUUUGGAAUCUCUCCUGCAACUCCAAUCACCCUACCAUCCUGGCUCUCGGAAGAAGACCUCAGUUACUUCGCCAUGAAAUUUGACCAGAGAGGCUUCACUGGAGGGCUGAACUACUAUAGAACUAUGGAUCUAAACUGGGAGCUUACAGCAGCAUGGACCAGGGCAAAAGUGCAGGUCCCAGUGAAGUUCAUAGUGGGGGAGCUUGACACGGUUUACACCACUCCAGGGGUGAAGGAGUAUGUACACAACGAUAGGGGUUUCAAAAAUGAUGUACCAUUGCUAAAGGAAGUUGUUGUGAUGGAGGGAGCUGGGCAUUUCAUCAACCAAGAAAAAGCAGAGGAAAUUAACAAGCACAUUUGCGACUUCUGCAAAGAGUUUUGAUUUACACCAUGCUGCUUUGUUUAUCCUAUGCUUUCCAGCUUGCGACUAAUUGCACCAGUUCCAUUAGAGAUUGAGACAUGACUUUAUUAUUAGUAGUAACAUCACUGUUCUAUGUUAGACUUGAAUUCUAAAUUUCUGCUUUCUUAAGAAUUCCACAUUCAAAUCUAAUUCCAACAAUCACAAUCUUUCUAGAAGGUUACUUGUCAACCAUCUCCCAUGGCAAAGCAUUCGACAGAGAAGGUACUUUGAUUUGUUUGUCUUUUCAAUAAAGAGAAGGUUACGAC
Messenger RNA from Rubroshorea leprosula, 1278 nucleotides. The record is from the annotation of a GenBank genome assembly. Lineage: Eukaryota; Viridiplantae; Streptophyta; Magnoliopsida; Malvales; Dipterocarpaceae.